Molecule: messenger RNA, 1841 nt
Organism: Polistes dominula (European paper wasp)
Lineage: Eukaryota; Metazoa; Arthropoda; Insecta; Hymenoptera; Vespidae
Gene: GatB
Product: glutamyl-tRNA(Gln) amidotransferase subunit B, mitochondrial
Biological process (GO): mitochondrial translation; glutaminyl-tRNAGln biosynthesis via transamidation
Cellular component (GO): glutamyl-tRNA(Gln) amidotransferase complex; mitochondrion
Molecular function (GO): glutaminyl-tRNA synthase (glutamine-hydrolyzing) activity
Source: RefSeq, a predicted model, not a curated record
UUCAAUAUUGUAAUCGAUCUUGAAGUUUUUCUCUCAUAGAGAAAUAUUGAAUAGAAUUUAUUUAAUAUUAAAAUAAACAUGAACGUAACGUUUAAAUCACGUCAAAUUUUGAUCACAUGUCAACAAAAUGCAAUCAUUCGAUUUCCACGAAUAUACCUGUCAACACAAGAACACGUAAUCAAGAAGAAAUGGAAACCGACUAUUGGUUUAGAAAUUCAUGCACAAAUAGCAACAAAUUCAAAAUUAUUUUCUCCUGCUUCUACAAAAUUCCAAAAACCAGUUAAUUCAAGUGUAUCUUUUUUUGAUUGUGCAACUCCAGGAACAAUGCCGGUGCUCAAUAGAAAAUGUGUCGAAGCAGGUGUUACAACAGCUUUAGCGUUAUCUUGUACAUUAAAUGAAAUUUCAAUCUUUGAAAGGAAACAUUACUUUUAUCCAGAUUUACCAGCUGGAUAUCAAAUAACACAGUGUAAACAACCAUUGGCUAGUAAUGGUGAAUUACAUUUCUUAGUAGAAAAUCCAAAAGUAUGUAAAGAACCAUAUGCAAAAGUUUCAAAAAUAAAACAGAUACAAUUAGAACAAGACAGUGGACGAAGUUUUCACGAUGAAUCUAUUGGAAGGAAUCUUAUUGAUUUAAAUCGUGCUGGUGUACCAUUGAUGGAAUUAGUUUUUGAACCAGAUUUAAAUGAUGAAGAAGAAGCAGCAGCUGCUGUAAAAGAAUUAGUUAAUAUUUUUCGAAUAUUGGGUACUUGUUCGUGUAAAAUGGAAGAAGGAGCAUUCAGAAUCGAUGCAAAUGUUUCUGUAAGUUCGGAUGAUAAUUUGGGAGUUCGUACAGAAUUAAAAAACAUUGCACAUGCACGUGCUGUUGCUUCUGCCAUAAAAUACGAGAUAAAUCGACAGAUUUUACUUCUACAGUGUGGGAAGCCAGUUAUUAAUGAAACUAGAGCUUGGGAUAGUGUAAAUAAGAAAACAGUUACAUUACGAGAAAAAGAGGAAAAACAGGAUUAUCGAUUCAUGCCUGAAACAGAUCUUCUUCCUUUACGAAUAUGUCUUGAGAAUACUAACAAUAAAUACAACUUGGUAGAUGUUGCUACAUUAAAAAAACAAUUACCUGAACUACCAAUUGAAAAACGUAGAAAAUUGAAAGAGAAAUAUAAUCUUAAGGAACGUUUAAUUUUACAAUUAAGUAAUGAAUUAGAAUAUUUGGAAUUAUUUUUCAUUGUUAUUGAAGGAAACAAAAAUCUUGAUCCAAACGUAGCAGCAAAUUUUAUCAUAAAUACAUUACAAUUAUUUUUAAAUUCAAAUGAAAUCAAUUUCGAUUAUUGCAAAGAUAAAAUAGAACAUAUUUCAGAAUUAAUUGAUUUGUUGCAAUCUGAACAAAUUAAUGUAGCAACAGCAAUCAAAGUAUUAAAGUAUUUAAAUGAGAAUUUAGACAAAAGUCCUAGUCAGCUCGCAAAAGAGAAUAAUUGGAUAUUGAUAAAUGAUGAAAAUGAACUAGAAAUAAUAUGUAAAAAAAUUAUUGAAGAAAAUCCAAAAAUAGCCAAAAAAUAUGCAAUUGGAAAGAAGAAAAAAGAAUUUAAAACAUUAUUAGGAAAAGUAGCUCAAACUACAAAUGAACGUGCUAAUAUGAAAAAAGUAGCAUCAAUACUAAAUCGUUUAAUAACUUCCUAAAAAAAAAGGUAUGCAUUUAUGAACUUACCUGGUAUGUAUAUAAUAGCACAAAGCAGUUUUUGUAUUGUUAUUUUAAUUGCUCAUUUUAAUUUUAAUAUAUCUUUUUUGAUCACACUAUUUUAUAAUGUAUAUCUUUCUUCUUUCUUUCUUCUUUUAAUAUAUAUAAAUUACGU